ACGAUUGUGACGCAUAACAUUUCCAGUCAACGACUGCCUUUCCUUCUCCGAGGAAAUGGACUGUACUGAUUCUUAACAAAUCUCACAUUUUUACACGCUUUUCUGUGGUUAUUUGCUACAGUAAGGAUGAUAAAAAAAAGUUUUUGGGAGGAUAGGAAAACUACCAUGAGUAGAGGACAGUGUGUUUGGUGAAGUAAUAAGCUGCAUUAGCGCCCUCUACAGCGGCCAUGAGGAAAUGUCAGCUGCACAUUAUAUUGCUGAUUCUGAUCAGCCAAUCAUACGCAAUACUAUCACAUUUUGGAAUUAGAGAAGCCGGGACAGAGAAGUCAAAAUGUCAUGAUAAUGAAUACUUGAGUAAGAAGGGAUUCUGCUGUGAUAAAUGUCAUCGAGGGUUUAAGUUGAAAGCGGAAUGCCCUGAACCGAAUUUAAGGUCAGAGUGUGUGAAAUGUGAAAAUGGAACCUACAUGGACAACGCAAACUACAAUCCAAACUGCUUCAGCUGCCGGACUUGCAAAAGACCCUAUUUUAAGGAGAAAACACAAUGUCAAGCAGAGAGCAAUAGCGUGUGUGAGUGUGAGGAGGGAUAUUACAUGAAGAAAUUAAGCGAGUCAUCAUGGGAAUGUUUUCCCUGUAGGAAGGAAUGUGGACCUGGACAGUUUAAAACUAGGGAAUGUGAUCGUGAACAGAAUACAAACUGUACGUGCAAAGAAAACCAUUACCCUGUGGGUAAAACCUCCUGUGAGCCAUGCGUUGAAUGUGGGAAAUGGUGUAAACACUUGUGCAUAACCAGCAGUCCAGCAAUCCCUGUUAUUUCCCCUCGAAAUCCUUCAGGUGCAUUACCUCAAAUACUGGUUCCCGUUUGUGCAUGCAUCACGGUUGUAGCAUUGGGAGUGUUUAUGUUAUAUGAAGGCAUCAGGCUUCAGAGGAAGAGGAAACGUGCAUUGUCAGCGCCGUCCUCAUCAGCUGCUCCCCAAGAUCAGACAUUUACUAUCACGGUGCCAUCAGACAAUUUAGAUGAGAGCGUUCCUUUUAGAAAUCAGCAAUGCGAACCAGAACAGCACAGAACACUCCCAGACUGCAUCCCCAGAGAGAUCAAAAUUCACGAGUUCUUCUAUUUUGUGCUGGAUGAGGUCCCUAUCGGACGAUUUAAAGAACUUGCACGUCGGCUUGGUGUUUCCGAGCAGAACAUUGACAGGGCAGAACAAGACCACCGGAACUGCAAGGAUGCCCACUAUCAGAUGCUGAAGGUUUGGAGUGACAGUGGCAGUGGAGGAGGGAACAAUGUUUUGCCAUAUCACCGCAUCCAGAUGUUCAUAGAUACAUUAAAGGACAUGUAUUUGGCUAGCUGUGCAGACAACAUCGAGAACAGGUUCCUUUCGAAGGACACGAGCUCUUCAUAAUGAGGCGCAUUGGAGGAAAAUGGAGAACAGGGCAUUAAUAGAGACCUUAACCUUUCACUCAGUUCCAAUGGAUUCCUUCCCUUGAGAGUGAAAGUGCAUCUACUGCUGUAUUACUGCUUAACACCACGGCAUAUUUUCAGAGGUCUCAAGAUUUCACACUAAAAUGUUAUGUGAAUGUUGUAUAUAUUUCAUCAAAGCUUUUUCAAGUGCUGUCAAAGUUUAUAUCAUGUAUCUGGGCAAGGGUGGAGGGGUGGCUGGGGUUCGGGUUGUCAUUUUUUACUCAUUUAAUAGAGAUGACAUCAUGGAUAUUUUCUCACAGUUGUACUUAUAAUAGCACAAAACCUGACCUAUGAAAUGUGGCCUGAUGCAUGUUUUGUGGGAUUUACCAAAAAAUGCCUUCAACUGUAUAGAUUUAUUUUUAAACAAAAGCUCUCUUUAAUUGCAUUUGUAUUGUCAUAUGUUUUUGUAUAUCUCAUGGGCUUUUAAUAUGGUGCUUCAGCAAAAAAAUAGCAUUAAGGUGCGUGUGCAAAUUUAAAGCUGAUUUGACCACAGAUGAUUUGUAUUAUCAAGAGAAUCAAGGUACGUAUUUGUUAGCUGAAACAAUUUUUUAAAUGUUCUAUCCUCUGCAGCUGAAAUGUAUUUUUUAGUUAUUACACUGCUGGUUAUAUAUUUGGCUCGUGUCCCCAAAACAGUUGUUCUUCUAUUAAACUUUAAUAGAACUUGAAAACCA
This is a messenger RNA of Pimephales promelas (fathead minnow), 2130 nucleotides long. RefSeq names its product tumor necrosis factor receptor superfamily, member 1a (gene tnfrsf1a). The record is from RefSeq and is a predicted model, not a curated record. NCBI's taxonomy places the organism in Eukaryota, Metazoa, Chordata, Actinopteri, Cypriniformes, Leuciscidae. Gene Ontology annotation, biological process: inflammatory response; signal transduction. Gene Ontology annotation, cellular component: signaling receptor complex; membrane raft. Gene Ontology annotation, molecular function: tumor necrosis factor binding; tumor necrosis factor receptor activity.